UUUUAGGUUGGUUGUUGGAGUGAUUCCACUCUAGACAUAAGCCAAAACUCAAGGCUAUAUCCAAAUUGCAUUACAAUGCCUCAUUUGCAUUUGCUGACAAAUGUAUCACAGGAUUCCUUCACAGAUGGCUUCAUCUCAGAGACCAGCAAGCUCCUGGCUCAGACACUGGGGAAACCAGAAAGUUACUGCUGUUUCACAGUGCAACAAGUUCAUGGUGCAUUUGGUGGGAGUAAUAAGAAGUUUGGAUCAGCUCGUCUCAUGAGCAUUGGGUGUCUGGGGGUGAAAGAGAACCAAAAACAUUCUGCUACAUUGUCCAAACAUUUUGAGAAACAUCUUGGCAUCCCUUCAGACAGGCUAUACUUUGAGUUUGUGGAUGCAAAGCCAGCAGAUGUUGGUUAUAAUGGCACCACCUUCCAUGCCAUCUUUGGGGGCCAUUAAGUGAGGAUCCCAAGGCAACAGUUUCUUACUGGAUCUUUGGUAUCAUUUUUGACAUGCUGCAUUAGGCCUCGAGUCUUGUAGAAUUGUUGCCUGGUACUCCCACUAGGUUACUUCGUAUAUGCUUGAUGUUAGUCUUUUUGUGAUUUUUGGCUCUCCUUGCUGUGUGGAAUGUUCAUGCAGGCUCUGCCAACCAUAAAGCUGUGUGUCAAUAAAGAAUGUGAUUCCAGGAAA
Messenger RNA from Darwinula stevensoni, 669 nucleotides. NCBI's taxonomy places the organism in Eukaryota, Metazoa, Arthropoda, Ostracoda, Podocopida, Darwinulidae. The record is from the annotation of a GenBank genome assembly.